Saccharomyces eubayanus is the source of this 2676-nucleotide messenger RNA. It is a transcript of the gene MRD1, whose product is annotated as RNA-binding ribosome biosynthesis protein MRD1. Bases 1 to 2676 code for a protein of 891 amino acids. Gene Ontology annotation, molecular function: RNA binding. The record is from RefSeq and is a predicted model, not a curated record. Lineage: Eukaryota; Fungi; Ascomycota; Saccharomycetes; Saccharomycetales; Saccharomycetaceae. The transcript has a single exon.
AUGUCUCGUAUUAUUGUGAAGGGUUUACCUGUCUACUUGACGGACGAUAAUUUAAAAGAGCAUUUUACAAAGAGGUUGCGUCAGAAGCACUCUCAUCAAGCUGUCAGUGGCAGCGGUCCAGACCUCAUAACGGAUGUUAAGAUUCUUAGGGACAGAAAUGGGGAAAGCAGAAGGUUUGGUUUUAUCGGUUACCGUAAUGAGGAAGACGCCUUUGACGCCGUCGACUAUUUCAAUGGCAGUUUUGUUAAUACUUCUAAGAUAGAGGUUUCCAUGGCCAAAAGUUUUGCAGACCCAGGAGUUCCGCAGCCUAUGAAGGAGAAGAGAAGGGAAGCUUACAAGAGAUUCAGAGAGAAUGAGGAAAAACUGCUUCAGGAACAAAACCAAAAGAAGGCGAAACUAGACGAUAAUAAGCACACCAACAUCGAUGAAGAGAUUCGUAAGAACAAGCAUUUACAAGAGUUUAUGGAAACAAUGAAGCCAAGUUCACAAGUAACAUCGUGGGAAAAGAUAGGCAUUGACAAGAGUAUAGAAGACAAAAGGCAACCACAACAACCAACAGAAGAUGACUCCCAUGUACAGGGGAACUCUUUAUUGGCACAUGCUUUGGCUUUGAAAGGAGAUGAUAAAGACGAAGCACCAAGACUGGUUAUUGAGCAUGAAAGUGAUGACGAGUAUUCUGCUUUCAACAACAACAAGGAUGAAGGUCAAGACAAUGAAGGAGAGGAAGAAAAGAUGAUAAGUCUAGAUAAUUUGGAGAACGCCAACGCAACCAUGGGCAAUGAUGAUGAUGAUGAUGAUAAUAACGAUGAAGCGGAAAACGAGAAAAGGAGAAGCCUCGCCCAAAAUGAGCAGGUCUCUGAUUUUGACUGGUUCAAACAACGUCGUAUCAGAAUUAAAGAAAGUGAGGGAGAAGCAAGAGAUAAGUUGGCCGCAGCCGCUGCUGAACAAAAUGACAACGGCGACGCUGAAGAAGAGACACAACCAGAACCAGUAGUUCCACAAAAAACUGACGAAGAACGGGCUGUUGAAAAAAUUAAUCAAACUGGUCGUUUGUUUUUACGUAACAUCCUGUACACUUCCAGGGAAGAUGAUUUCAGGAAGCUUUUCGGGCCCUUUGGAGAAUUAGAAGAAGUUCAUGUCGCUUUGGAUACCAGAACAGGCCAAUCCAAGGGGUUUGCAUAUGUCCUAUUCAAGGACCCCAAGAACGCAGUGGAAGCAUAUGUUGAAUUAGAUAAACAAAUUUUCCAGGGGAGACUAUUGCACAUUCUUCCUGGUGACGAAAAAAAGAGUCAUAGAUUGGAUGAAUUUGAUUUGAAGAACAUGCCGUUGAAAAAGCAAAAGGAACUUAAAAGAAAGGCUGCCGCAUCUAAACAGGCAUUCUCUUGGAAUUCAUUGUACAUGAACCAAGACGCCGUUUUAGGUAGUGUGGCUGCCAAAUUAGGUUUAGAAAAGUCCCAGUUGAUUGAUGCAGAGAAUUCAAAUUCAGCAGUUAAGCAAGCGCUGGCUGAAGCCCAUGUGAUUGGUGACGUUAGGAAAUACUUUGAAUCCAAAGGUCUCGAAUUGACCAAGUUCUCGCAGCUGAAAUCGACGAACCAAAGAGAUGAUAGAGUAAUACUCGUGAAAAAUUUCCCUUACGGAACAACUAGAGAGGAGCUCGGCGAAAUGUUUGUACCAUUUGGUAAACUAGAAAGAUUGCUCAUGCCACCAGCUGGUACAAUCGCUGUAGUCCAAUUUAGAGAUGCAACAUCCGCAAGGGCAGCGUUCACUAAAUUAUCAUACAAGAGAUUCAAAGAUGGUAUUUUAUAUCUGGAAAAGGGACCUAAGGACUGUUUAACUAAGCCCGCAGAGUCGGAUGACUUAGUUGAUGAAGCUUCUGCAAAGGAAGAAGAAGCGCCAGUCGAAAUAAAGCCUUCGUUGAACGAUCUAAUGGAAACAAACAAAGAUACUAAUGAGGAGACAUCAGCCACCCAUGACGAAGAUGUUAUCGAUGGUCCAACCGUCUCAAUUUUUAUCAAGAAUUUAAAUUUCACUACCACCAAUCAAGAUCUUACAGACAGAUUCAAAGUAUUUACCGGAUUUGUUGUUGCUCAGGUAAAGACAAAACCUGACCCAAAACAUCAAGGCAAAACUUUGUCCAUGGGUUUCGGUUUUGUGGAAUUUAGGACCAAAGAACAAGCAAAUGCUGUCAUAUCUGCUAUGGAUGGCACCGUAAUUGAUGGGCACAAAAUCCAAUUGAAAUUAUCUCACAGACAAGCAUCUCAUAACAAUAAUACGAAUGUUAAAUCCAAGAAGAAAAGCGGUAAAAUUAUCGUUAAGAAUUUACCAUUUGAAGCUACGAGAAAGGACGUUUUCGAAUUAUUCAAUUCUUUUGGUCAAUUGAAAUCCGUUAGAGUUCCAAAGAAAUUCGAUAAGUCUGCAAGAGGUUUUGCAUUUGUGGAAUUCUUAUUACCAAAGGAAGCAGAAAAUGCUAUGGACCAAUUACAAGGUGUCCAUUUGUUAGGCCGUAGAUUGGUCAUGCAAUAUGCAGAAGAAGAUGCAGUGGAUGCAGAAGAAGAAAUUGCUAGAAUGACCAAGAAAGUUAGAAAGCAAGUCGCUACUAAUGAAAUGGCAGCUUUAAGAAACAAAGGUGGUAGAAAGAAGUUAGAGCUUGAUGAUGAAGACAAUGAAGGCUUUUAG